UUGAUACACAGAAUCCUCGUGAGAGCAGCAGAGCAUGAUCGCGCUGCCAAUGUGGAUGCUUCAUGACGCGCGCGCGUCAAUUACAGCUGUCCGUUAACCGCCGCGCGCAUCAGGACCACAAGGAAUGACGCGAAACACAUUCUGUUUAUCCUGGUUAACAUUAGUGAAGACACUAAAGAACACACUCCUCUGCGAACAAGACUGUUAACAUGUACUGUCACUGACAACUACCUCAACUUUAUUUGGAUUGAGUCACGUCCUGUCCAUUGAAACGGUGUCACGCGUCUGAAAAUGAACUCAUCGUGACUGGAAGACGCUUAUCAUCGUGAAUGCUGAUGUCCUCUGGAGAUCUGAAGUGCCCUGAUCUGCUCAGCGGAGGAUCACAACACAGGAGGAGACCCAGGCACUGUGAGACUUUAGCAUUCCCUCAUUGCACCUGCUGUCAGGAAAAGAGCAUCUGCAGAUAUUAAUUUCUUCUUGUAAAAGAGGCUCUGGCAGACCUUCAGAAAGUGCCUCUUCAGUUUCACUUUUGCAUUAUAUGGGACAUCUUGCGUUUUCAUGGAACACCCUUCAAGUGAAAUCUGACCUCCGGUCUGUGGGAAACCUUUCAGUUGGUUAACUUCGAGAAAAUGAGCUCAGCAAAUGCUUGGAUAGACUCUUAAUGGUUUUCAACUUCGGGAUUUGUAGAAAUAUGGUAGCUAUGAGACUUAGUGAGUGAACUCAAUGACAUAAUUAGCAGGUCCACUCAAGACUUUAAAUCUUCCCACUUGAUCCUGGAGGGCCCAAACCUUAUCAACGUCAUAAUCAUGGUGAUGUCACAGGGCACCUAUACGUUUUUGGCGUGCUUUGCCGGCUUCUGGCUGAUCUGGGCUCUCAUUGUCAUGCUUUGCUGCUUUUGCAGCUUUGCCCAGCGCAAGCUGAAGCACCGGCGUGAAGAGAGGCUGAGGGAACAGUGCCUGCGAGCACUGGAGAUGGAGCCUCUGGAGUGCACUGGUGGGGGAUAUCCUCCCAGGGAGCCCCCUCAGUUCUUCCCACCGAUGCAAAUGAUGUCUCCACAGCUGCCUGUAACACACACUCUCCCUCAAGCAAACUGGACUGUCCCUGAAGCAGACACAGAUGUCUUUGGAAAACCUCCUUGCUACGAAGAGGCCGUAUUGAUGGAGGACCCACCGCCCCCUUACAGUGAGGUGCUGGCGGACCCCAGAGGAGGAACUUACACCAAACCUGCAUCCAGGUCCUCUAGGGAGCAUCAGGAGUCUGAGACCAGCAAGAUGGCCCCUGUGACCGUGUUUCCCGAACGUGACUACUCCUCCCUAAUACGCCUACCUUCGGCCAGACGCUGGGACUCACUGGGGCACCUCCUGUCCACCAUGGACCUUAACCACAACAACCCUCAGGCCUCUGCCAUCACCACCAUGCCUCGUGAGGGCCGGACUCACACAGACAUGGGCUUGCGAGGACUCCGCAGUCUGGAUCAACACUAUGGUUUGCCCACAGCCUUUCCCCUUUUGGGUCGAAGUACAGCAGUAUGAAUCCACAAAAAUAGACCUACAGACCACUUUCUGAGAUGAACACUCACAAUGCUGAGUCAUACGUGAU
This is a messenger RNA of Sinocyclocheilus grahami, 1599 nucleotides long. RefSeq names its product proline-rich protein 7-like. The record is from RefSeq and is a predicted model, not a curated record. The transcript is spliced from 3 exons. NCBI's taxonomy places the organism in Eukaryota, Metazoa, Chordata, Actinopteri, Cypriniformes, Cyprinidae. Bases 807 to 1532 code for a protein of 241 amino acids.